Messenger RNA from Dimorphilus gyrociliatus, 747 nucleotides. The record is from the annotation of a GenBank genome assembly. Lineage: Eukaryota; Metazoa; Annelida; Polychaeta; Dinophilidae.
GAUUUAGUUCACGUAUGUUGUUUGAUAUAAAAUCAGCCAUUUUCAGCUAGCUCGACUUCACUCAAAUACUGUCAAGAAACUACAUCUACAUUUAAGUUUUUUUUUUAUUAAAUAAACCCAAGUAUUGAAAAAUCACAAAGAAUAAUGACCACUCUAUCUGCCAUUGAUCAACGAUCCUGUACUCUUACUCGACUUACCGUAGGUCGAAACUCUUCUUCCCGUCGAGGUUCAGCUAAAGCUUCUCCCUCUCCCUCAAAAAAAGAUUUAAGAAAAGCGAAUGACGAAAGUCGACCUAUCACUCUUUGCCCUAAGACUCUUCAGUCGAAGAACAAAAAAUGUUUGAAACUGGACACAAGCUGCAAAACAAUGGACAUACUUCGCUCUAUAAAUUCUAAGACAAUUUCUCCGCUUGACUUGGAAAAGGUUAUUCAUAAAGUUCUGAUCAUCGACACUCGGUCCUUUCACUGUUAUUCGAAAUGCCAUAUUAUGAACUCUAUCAAUAUUUGCGUUGAAAAUAAGAUUGUUAAGAAAAAAUUCAUACAAGGUAAUGUCAAAGUCGAAGACAUCAUAUCAACACCCUGUGUCAGACAAAGAUAUGAAAACAACUGCAAUUUGGAGUUGGUUUUGUACGACGAGAGUUCACGGGUUCGAAACGAUACAUCAGAGGCUUUUAACCUCCUAAUGAGCGCUUUAGAAACCGAGGGAAGAAAAGUCCUUCUUCUUGAAGGUAAAGUCUUCUUUUUUUAG